AUGGAUCCUCUCUGUGAAGCCAACGGCACUUUUGCCAUCAGCUUAUUGAAGAUGUUGAGUGAAGAAAACCCAUCACAGAACGUGUUUUUCUCCCCGCUGAGCAUCUCCUCUGCCCUGUCCAUGGUCUUCAUGGGGGCAAAAGGAAACACUGCCACCCAGAUAUCCCAGGCUCUUUGUUUAAACCAAGGUGGAGAUGUUCACCAAGGGUUCCAGUCGCUUCUCACUGCAGUCAACAAGCCCGGUGUCCACUGCUCGCUGAGAACUGCCAACAGGCUCUUUGGAGAAAAGACAUGUAAUUUUCUUUCAGCCUUUAAGGAAUCUUGUCACAAGUUCUAUAAGGCCGAGUUAGAAGAGCUGUCCUUUGCUAAAGACACAGAAGCAUCCAGGGAACAUAUAAAUGCCUGGGUCGCAGACAGGACUGAAGGGAAGAUUUCAGAGGUUCUGGGUGCUGGAACCGUGGACCCCCUGACUAAGCUGGUCCUUGUGAAUGCGAUCUAUUUCAAAGGGAAGUGGAAGGGGCAGUUUGACAAAAAACACACAAGAGGAAUGCCCUUUAAAAUCAACCAGGUAGGGAAGAAGACGGUGCAAAUGAUGUUUAAGGAGGCAGCAUUUAGGCUGGGGUAUGUGGACGAGGUGCACACUCAGGUCCUGGAACUGCCCUAUGAGGGGGAAGAGCUGAGCAUGGUCAUCCUCCUUCCCGAUGACAACACCGAGCUCACGGUGCUGGAGAAGGCGCUCACAUAUGAGAAGUUCAGAGCCUGGACAAGUUCAGAAAAGAUGAAGACACAGAAAGUCCAAGUUUUCCUCCCACGGUUAAAGCUGGAGGAGAGUUAUGAUUUGGAAUCUUUUCUUCGGGGUUUAGGGAUGACUGAUGCAUUUGAGGAAGUCAAGGCUGACUUUUCUGGUAUGUCAAGCAAGAAGAACGUGCCCGUGUCCAAGGUGGCACACAAGUGCUUUGUAGAGGUCAACGAGGAGGGUACAGAGGCGGCUGCGGCCACUGCAGUGGUCAGGAACGCCCGGAGCGUCCGCUUGGAGCCGCGGUUCUGUGCAGACCACCCUUUCCUCUUGUUCAUCCGGCACCUGGAGACCAAUAGCAUUCUGUUCUGUGGCAGGUUCUCCUCGCCCUGA
Molecule: messenger RNA, 1128 nt
Organism: Chrysochloris asiatica (Cape golden mole)
Lineage: Eukaryota; Metazoa; Chordata; Mammalia; Afrosoricida; Chrysochloridae
Gene: SERPINB8
Product: serpin peptidase inhibitor, clade B (ovalbumin), member 8
Exons: 6
Coding region: 1-1128 (375 amino acids)
Biological process (GO): negative regulation of endopeptidase activity
Cellular component (GO): cytoplasm
Molecular function (GO): serine-type endopeptidase inhibitor activity
Source: RefSeq, a predicted model, not a curated record